GCCAAAGCCGGCAACAUGGCGUCGAGUGGUGGGGAACUCGGCGGCUUCUUCGACCACCACAUUCAAAAGGCUGUAUGCGACACACGGGCCAAGUAUCGGGAGGGGCGACGGCCCCGUGCAGUCAGGGUAUAUACCAUUAAUUUGGAAUCUCGGUACUUGUUAAUACAAGGAGUUCCUGCAGUGGGAGCAAUGAAGGAAUUAGUUGAGCGAUUUGCUCUAUAUGGUGCAAUUGAACAGUAUAAUGCUCUAGAUGAAUACCCAGCAGAAGACUUUACAGAAGUUUAUCUUAUUAAAUUUAUGAACCUACAAAGUGCAAGGAUAGCCAAGAGAAAAAUGGAUGAGCAGAGUUUCUUUGGUGGAUUGCUACAUGUGUGCUAUGCUCCAGAAUUUGAAACAGUUGAAGAAACUAGAAAAAAACUACAAGAGAGAAAAGCUUAUAUAGCAAGAGCUACUAAAAAUAAAGAUCAUUUCGUGGCAAAGAAGAAACUGGUCACGGAGCAUAAAGACAUGAAAGGUUUUAGACAAGACUUCCACUCAAAGAAAUCUGGAUUUUGUGAAGCUGCUUUGAACACUUCUGCUGGGAACUCAGAUGCUUGUCUCCCUUAUUCUUGUGAAUUACCUUUAUGUUAUUUCUCCUCACAAUGUAUGUACUCAUCAGGAGAGUAUGUGGACAGAGCGUCACACUCCUCUCAGGAUGGCAGGAACCAUGAUGAAACAGUGGGGCAUUGCAACCACAACACUUCUUUGCAGAAAAUGCCGGUGAAAACUUUAAAAAAAUCAGUGGCCUGCCCUGGUGCUCAGAAGGCUAUUACUCCUUCAGAGGCAGUGGACAGAUUUAUGCCUAGGACAACACAGCUACAGGAGCGGAAAAGACGAAGAGAAGAUGAUCGUAAACUUGGAACUUUUCUUGAAACAAGCAGGAGCAGUAAUGAGGUUCUCAUUGGGCCUUUGCUCCCAGACACACCUAAAGUGGAUAUGCAUGAUGACUCAUUGAAUACAACAGCAGACUUAAUUCGGAAUAAACUUAAAGAGGUGGCUUCACCUGUGCCAAAGCCUCCAGAGGACAAGUUGGAAGAAGUGCAUACAAGCCAUCCAUUAAAACAAAGAAGAAGAAUAUAAAUGACUAGUAGCAAAUUAAUAUUUUCUAAAGGAGUAAUUUAUUUUUUAUUUUUAGCCUGUCAUUUUAAUUCUUGAAGAGAUUUGACUAUUGGUAUUUUUUUCAAUGCAUUCUUCUUUGUAAUUUUGUUCAAGCUACUUGUCUAAUUUACUUUCAUCUUUUAAAAUUAGUUUAUUGUGGACAAAAUACAUGCCAGCCAACUGUUUCCCUUAAUAAAACUUUCCCAGUAACUCCA
Messenger RNA from Phyllostomus hastatus (greater spear-nosed bat), 1352 nucleotides. It is a transcript of the gene RBM48, whose product is annotated as RNA binding motif protein 48. Bases 16 to 1119 code for a protein of 367 amino acids. Gene Ontology annotation, cellular component: nucleoplasm. NCBI's taxonomy places the organism in Eukaryota, Metazoa, Chordata, Mammalia, Chiroptera, Phyllostomidae. The transcript is spliced from 5 exons. The record is from RefSeq and is a predicted model, not a curated record. Gene Ontology annotation, molecular function: nucleic acid binding.